This is a messenger RNA of Gadus macrocephalus (Pacific cod), 820 nucleotides long. RefSeq names its product protein tweety homolog 3-like. The record is from RefSeq and is a predicted model, not a curated record. Gene Ontology annotation, cellular component: plasma membrane. The transcript has 3 exons. Gene Ontology annotation, molecular function: volume-sensitive chloride channel activity; intracellularly calcium-gated chloride channel activity. NCBI's taxonomy places the organism in Eukaryota, Metazoa, Chordata, Actinopteri, Gadiformes, Gadidae. The coding region runs from base 476 to 805 and encodes 109 amino acids.
AUUGUCUCACGCUCUAAAUGCAUUAACACGACAGUCGUGGAAGAGCGAAGCCGACGUGUCGGGCGAGAAGCGGAAAAUACAGAGCGAUUGACCGGACUACCAUAACGACAAAUAAACAGACGCGCCGGACUGCGGGUGAAACGAGUUUAACCAUUUAUAUACCGUCGCGUGGUAAAAAAAAAAGAAAAAUCCAGAUAAGGAGGAAUGCGGUCUUCGUGAAAUGUGAACGGAUCUGAACAUCAACCCAACACUUCAAUGUUGUUGACUGUCGGCGACUCGCUGGUUCAAAGUGCGGGCGUUUGGAUGCCCACCGGAGCUGAGAUCUUCGCAUUUAGCCACGGAUCCUGGAAGACAAUAGGGGAACACAUUACACCAGGCGGUCUUCCCCAAAUAGAAAGCCAGGAUUUUCGUCCGCUUAGCUCUCCAAGUGCCAGUGAGGAACCCUAAGUGACAGCUGUCCAGGAGACACUGAAGGAUGGCGGCUGUAGUGAACUAUUCACCGCCCUGGUGGGUCAAUGCGCUCCACCGCCUGCCGCAUUUCAACCUCCAAUUCGAGGCGGUCAGCAGCGACUUUAGACCCGAAGAUACGGAAUAUCAGAAGUCUGUGCUGCUGCUGGGCGCCUUGGCCUUGCUGUGCCUGGGCCUGGACCUCCUCUUCCUCCUCUUCUACUCCUUCUGGCUGUGCUGCCGCCGGCGCAAGAACGAGGAGUCGUCGCACGGCAGCCACUCGCACAGCCAGCAGCCCAGCGCCGACUGCUGCUGCACGGCCUGGUGUGUCAUCAUCGCCACGCUCGUGUGCAGGUGAGCGGACUCAACCCUC